This is a messenger RNA of Solanum stenotomum, 740 nucleotides long. RefSeq lists its product as uncharacterized. Bases 102 to 617 code for a protein of 171 amino acids. NCBI's taxonomy places the organism in Eukaryota, Viridiplantae, Streptophyta, Magnoliopsida, Solanales, Solanaceae. The record is from RefSeq and is a predicted model, not a curated record. The transcript has 2 exons.
GGUGAAGCCCCAAACAGCUGUAUAAUUAGCACUAUUACUAAUCAUGUUAUUAUAAUUUGUGAUCUAUCCAUUGCCUCUUUGACUCAUUUGGCAUUAACAACAUGAAGAAUUAUCUUCAACUUGGGAGCUACUUCUACUUGUUCCUUCUCUUAUUGUUGUUUACCAUAUCCUUCCACUAUACUAUUGGCAGUGCUGGAGAUGGACAAGAAGAAGAGCAGCAGAUUCAAGAACAACUCCAUGUGAAGAGUAAGACUCCUAUUAUAGAGACUGUCAAGAAAAUGUUUUCCUUCCCCACUUCUUUUCCUCAAACUUCAGCCAAUUAUUGGAGCAGAUUCGAAUCACUAAUCAAACAAGGCAAGGCCUACUUCUCCCCUCCAACUCUAGAUUUCAGAGAUAGCCAGGAAGCACAGGCCAGGGCUGAAGGGGGAGCAGCACCAGGUGAAAAGGUGAAAGAUGCAGUACUGAAAAGCCUUGACAAGAGUAAAGCGGCCUUGGAAGAAUCCGCCAAAUCAGCAGCAAAAUUAGCAGGGGAAGCAGUGCAGAAGACUGCGAAGAAGAUGAAAAGAACAUUUUCUUUUGAAGAUAGAGACCCUGGACACGAAGCGGAUGAGCUGUAAAACUUUUUUCUUUUUUUGUAAAAUAAAUGUGAAUAAUUAGCACCUUGGAAGUUUAGCUUAGUUUCAUAAUGUAUGUACUGGUAUUUCCACUUGAUUAGCGUUGUUUUUCCAUUGGUUUGUUCA